CAAAGACAGGCGACUACAUCGAUGACCACCAUGGAUCCCUUGCCUUGGUAGCCAGAUGAGCCCAUCGAACACCAAUGUCAUGUAACAACAAGUCGCAUACCGGCCCAGUGGCCGUUCGUCGCAUGAGAUGAACCGACGAAUGUCCUGCAGCUGCUCGUCCCAGGAUCUCUUCGGACUUGUUCUAUUGCCUCGGAAUGCCUCUUUGCAAAUUUCGUUCGCUACCAUCAUCGCCCGGCAUCCUGUGUAUCUAUCACGGUCUUGUCCGUUCAAGCGUCAGACAUAUUCCGUUCAUCGAAUUAGUCCGAUUACGCAUUUUGGGAGACUUCUCCCAUAUGGCCUAGCUACCUUACAUUACACGCUCGAUCAAUUGCCUCUACUGUGUACUUCGUACGCUUACCUUGCCGGACUGUUCAUCCAGUCGUCGUAUUCAGUAUCUCGACGCCAGUGUUCUCUUAUGUUUCCCCGGGCCUUUGACGGGAAGACUUAUGAGGAGAGUUCGUCUGCAUUACUAAUGCAAGUGCUCACAACCUGGACCUCCACCCCACCGGCCCCGGCCCGGCCUCAUUCGUCCGUUGAUCCAAGUCGAGGGUUCCUAAUGCAUGCAGAGGGAAGCAUACAUGCCCAUGGGGCCAUCCCCAGCAGUCGUGGCAUGCUCUGGCUAGUCGGUGGCCGGGUCAAUAUGUAUUGAACCCACACUCUCUUCUCUGACAGCAAUCUGACCUACAUACGCUCCUCUUCUCCAAUACGCCACGGUCCUCAUUGCGAUUUCCUGGAAAGUGAUGGUUAGAAUCGACCAGAUUGCAUCGUUUGGCCUGAACCUGUCGUAACAGGAAUCGUUCAUUUGACUUAGUAGUU
Molecule: messenger RNA, 855 nt
Organism: Colletotrichum phormii
Lineage: Eukaryota; Fungi; Ascomycota; Sordariomycetes; Glomerellales; Glomerellaceae
Exons: 2
Coding region: 128-688 (186 amino acids)
Source: RefSeq, a predicted model, not a curated record